GGGACGGCCUCUCGGGGCUUCCCACCUUGGCCCAGGCCGCCUCCCCCGAGAGACCGCGCUCCCCGGAGGGCCGGGGCGCCGCGAGCGCCGGAGGACGCGGCUGCGGGCAGGGCGUGAGAGAGUGGGGGCGAGCCUGGCACGGUGACGCGGGGCAAUCCGGGCGCGUGAGCGCGAGGAGCGCGGCGGGGGUGUCGGCGGGUCCCCAGCGAAUGCAUCCGGGGCACCCACCGGGUGCGGCCUACGUGCCAGGGCCGGGGAUGCAGUCGCAGCCUGGCCAAGUAGACUGCUAGGAACCGCAUAAACAGAUCGUUCCAGCCGGUGCUAGGCACGGGGAAGACCUCACAUUAGGCAGAUGGGAUGUGGUCCAGUGUCAGCGAGUGGUUCUGGCAGGACAGGUUCUGGCUGCCACCCAACAGCUCAUGGGCUGACCUGGAGGACCGGCAUGGCCUGGUGUACGCCCACCCCCGGGACAUGCUGGCGGCCCUGCCCCUGGCGCUGGCCCUGGUGGCCGUGCGCUUCACCUUCGAGAGGUUUGUGGGCCAGCCCCUCAGCCGGUGGUUGGGUGUGCGGAGUCAGGCCAGGAGGCCCGUGAGGCCCAACGCUACUCUGGAGAAGCACUUCCUCCAGGAAGGGUGGAGACCCGAGGAGCCCCAGAUGGCCCUCCUAGCCGCCCAGUGCGGCCUCACGCUGCGGCAGACACAGCGCUGGUUCCGGAGACGCCGGAACCUGGACCGGCCCUGCCUGACCAAGAAGUUCUGUGAGGCCAGUUGGAGGUUCGCCUUCUACCUGUGCUCCUUCCUCUGCGGCCUCUCUCUGCUGUACCACGAGUCAUGGCUGUGGACGCCGGCAUUGUGCUGGGACAGUUACCCAAAGCAGCCCCUGAAGCCGGCCCUGUACUGCUACUACCUCCUGGAGUUGAGUUUCUACAUCUCACUGCUGAUGACACUGCCCUUCGAUAUCAAGCGCAAGGACUUCAGGGAGCAGUUGGUGCACCACUUCGUGGCCAUCACCCUGAUCACCUUCUCCUACUGCUCAAACCUGCUGCGCAUCGGCUCGCUGGUUCUGCUGCUGCACGACUCCUCGGACUACCUGCUGGAGGCCUGUAAGAUGUUCAAUUACACGCACCGGCGGCAUAUAUGCGACGCUCUCUUCGUCAUCUUCUCCUUGGUGUUCUUGUACACUCGCCUCGUGCUCUUCCCCACCCAGAUCCUGUACACCACGUUCUUCGAGUCCAUCGCUGAGUCAGGCCCCUUCUUUGGCUACUACUUCUUCAACGCGCUCUUGGCGACACUGCAGCUGCUGCAUGUCUUCUGGUCCUACCUCGUCCUUCGCAUGAUCUUCAACUUCGCCAUAAAAGGCCAGGUAAAGGACAUUCGCAGUGACGUGGAGGAGUCAGACCCGAGCGACAGGGAGGCUGCCCCGGAGGGGCCUCCGCUGAAGAACGGGGCUGCCGCUGUCGACGGGCCUCGGAGCCGGGCGGUCGGGCGGCUAGCCAACGGGCACACGCGGGCCACGUAGCCCGCCCCGGACUGGCCGUGAGGGUCCGCCCCAUGUGCCCAGGGGCGGCCCUUAGGCCAGCUCUGCAGAGACAGGGAGGGCCCCACCCGAGGCCGGGGCCUGGCCGGGCUGAUGAUCUGCCUGCAGCCCCUUCCUUCUGCCCCACCCCCCUCCUUCCCUUGGGCAACCGGACAGAGCUGGGGGGUGGGGGUGGCAGCUGGACUCUGUGACCUGCCAGAGCCACCUCCAGGCUGCAGCCUGGGGACUGUGAAGAGCCCCAGGUUAAAAGAGGUCCAAUAAAACUUGAACGGAGCCAGA
Messenger RNA from Manis pentadactyla (Chinese pangolin), 1815 nucleotides. It is a transcript of the gene CERS4, whose product is annotated as ceramide synthase 4. The transcript has 11 exons. NCBI's taxonomy places the organism in Eukaryota, Metazoa, Chordata, Mammalia, Pholidota, Manidae. Gene Ontology annotation, biological process: ceramide biosynthetic process. Gene Ontology annotation, molecular function: sphingosine N-acyltransferase activity; DNA binding. The record is from RefSeq and is a predicted model, not a curated record. Bases 358 to 1518 code for a protein of 386 amino acids. Gene Ontology annotation, cellular component: membrane.